Messenger RNA from Trichobilharzia szidati, 1700 nucleotides. Lineage: Eukaryota; Metazoa; Platyhelminthes; Trematoda; Strigeidida; Schistosomatidae. The record is from the annotation of a GenBank genome assembly.
AUGAGAAUUAGAGAAAGACUGCCGGCUGAUACAUUUAAACCAAAUUAUAAUUCAAAAACAAUCAGCUUCACUAAUUCUCAGUGGUUACAGCAAUUACUGUCAAUAGCGGUACGUUUAAACAACGCCACAACUAGUCAUGAAUAUUCAUCAUUAUCCACACCAAACGGUACUACCACUAAUAGUAUAGAAAAUAAUAAUAAUGAUAAUAAUACCAAAAUUAAUUUGAAUGCAUCCGCCACGACAACAACGACUUCAAGUCUUGGAACAACUGGUUGUAUAAUCUUACAGUUGUAUGAUAAGAAUCCUGAUUUUCUUUACAAUCAAGAAGAAUAUCAGGAUAUUGACUAUUCUGUAUUAAAAAUGCAGAUUAUUAUAUGGACACAGAAAUACCUAAAACCGGAUGAUUUAUUCAUGGAUUGGUUUGAAACAGUCAAUCGACACAUCCAUCAUAAUAGUAAUACGUAUCAUCAAAGUAAUUAUGACAAUAAUAAUAAUAACAAUAUAAAUAAUGAGCAUAAUGAACUAUCUGUUACAAAUAUUACAUUCUGUACAGAGAAUUUAAGAAGUUUAAUGAUUGAAGGUGAUAAGCAAAUGUUAGAAAAGUAUAAUGGAUAUACUUUAAAUGGGGAUAUAUAUGGAAUGAAAAAUGAGACAAAAAUAGAAAACUAUGGUGUUAGUGAAGUACAAAUUCUGAUUGUGAUUACACUUUCCUGUGUACUGAUUGUUUGCUUCUUCAUGGCCGUUAUUUUACGUAUUCGAAGUUUCUGUAGACGUCAGUCAGAAUCAAGAAAACAAACACGUAAUGAUCGUGAUUCUGCAUUACAAGUGAAUUUUGCUUAUGAUGUGAAUGAAACACAGAUAGCUGAGAAAUCACCGAUACCAAGUACAACAUUUGGCAGUAAUGCAUAUCCACGACCAAUGAACAGAAAGGCUGGUGUAUGCAGAUAUAAUCGUAUACCGCCAGUAUAUAGUAAUUCAAAUCAAAAGUUUUGUAAAAAAUUAAACAGUCAUAUGUAUAGAACACCAACUGUAUUCAUGAUUGAAAAUCAAGCUGGUGACAGGCAUAAUAAUAAGCUUCAUGAAGAUUAUUCAACGUUGAAUCAACUGAAAGAGAUUAAACGUCGACAUCUCCUCUAUUCACGACAACCUGAAAAUGUGAUCUAUCAACUCCCACCAAUAGUAUCAACGUGUAGAAACUCAAAUAAAUUACUGAAAACUAUUAAUAAUAACAACAGUAACAACAACAAUCAUUGUGAAAAAAGUAAAAAUAUCCAUUCAAACAAGUCAAUUCAUAGAACAAAUAGUUUUUAAAUAUGAAUGUUUCUUACUAUAUUACUUGUGUGUGUGUGUGUGGAAUGGACUAAUUUUUGUAAACUUUGUGUGUACUAAAUAAACUUUUUUGCAGUACAGCAUCACAUUUCAAAGAACCAGGGAACUUAUCAGUCUUUUAGUGGACUAGUUAUCCUUCACACGAUAUGCAUUUAGUACACAUAUAUUCCUAUAAUACACACAUGUAUCUAGAGCUCUAUUAGUUUGGUUAAUCUACAAAAAUAAUUUUUCAAAUGUAUCACUUUCCGACGUAUAUAUAUACAUUACAACCGAAUUUUAAAAAUUCAUUUACUAUGUAUGCUGUAUGAAAACCAUUCUCUAUGUAUUUAUCUAACAGAACUUAUAAUAAAUAGAGUUUAUUCAAAAGACAG